AUGGAGACAAAGGUCAGUGAGUCUUCCUCCUCUAGCCCAAGACAUUCAUUUGAAGUAAUUAAGGUAUGUUCAGAUCCACCUAAAAUUAUUGAGAGAUUCCGAUUUGAUGGAAUCAAUUUGUUCCAGUGGACAUCAUAUGCAGAAUUUAUUCUGUGUGGGAAGAAUCUGGAUCGUCACCUUCUCGUAAAGUAUUGACAACCCAGGAUAUUCUCGGUGGAAAGAAGACGCAUUGAUUCAUUAUUAGAUGCUAGACAAUAUUUCACCAAAGAUAUGUGAUAGAUUUCUUUUUCUGAAAUUUGUGAAGGAAUUAUGGGACAAGGUUCGUCGUGUUCACUCUACUAAACAUGAUGAAUCUCAAAUUUAUAGCUGGGUACAAAAAUCUCUGACUUUGUUACAGGAACAUUGACUGUCUUGGAAUAUGCUUGCGAAUUGGAAUCCAUCUAGAGAGAAAUCAAUCACUACAGACCAAUCGAGAACCCUGAUAAUGAAGAACGAAAUUAUAUCAUGAAAGACAUGCUGUAUAAAUUUUUGAUGGGGAUAAAUCUAGAAUAUGAGACUCUAGUAAAUCAGAUCUUUGCUCGGAAAGUAGUACCAGAUAUUGAAGAGGCAAUUGCAUUAACUAGACAAGAAGUAAAUACUAGAAAUUUGAGAAACGAUUUAAAGAUAAAAAAUGCUGCAUUCAAUACUCUCAAGGACAAAGAUACCUCUGUAUUAAAAAAGGGAGGUAGUAAAGUACCAUUUAUCAAAGGAGAUCCUAAGACUGAUCCGAAGGCACACUUAUUUUGUACUUAUUGUCGGAAAAAUAGUCACACUAGGAAGACAUGCUGGAAGAUCUAUGGCAAACCACCGAAUUAUGGUAACUUGUAUUUUGCUAAUGCUCAAAAUGAAGAUGGUGUUGAGCCCAUGAUUUAA
Spirodela intermedia is the source of this 912-nucleotide messenger RNA. The record is from the annotation of a GenBank genome assembly. NCBI's taxonomy places the organism in Eukaryota, Viridiplantae, Streptophyta, Magnoliopsida, Alismatales, Araceae.